Molecule: messenger RNA, 594 nt
Organism: Kluyveromyces lactis
Lineage: Eukaryota; Fungi; Ascomycota; Saccharomycetes; Saccharomycetales; Saccharomycetaceae
Gene: NAT3
Product: peptide alpha-N-acetyltransferase complex B subunit NAT3
Exons: 1
Coding region: 1-594 (197 amino acids)
Biological process (GO): N-terminal peptidyl-methionine acetylation
Cellular component (GO): NatB complex
Molecular function (GO): protein-N-terminal amino-acid acetyltransferase activity
Source: RefSeq, a predicted model, not a curated record
AUGACAUCUGUUCAGCCAUUUGAGGCUACUGAUUUUUUCAGUUUAAAUGCAGUGAAUCUAGAUACAUUUACAGAGAACUUUCCUAUUGAGUUUUAUCUUGAAUAUCUAAUUCUAUGGCCAUCGCUAAUGUUCAAGAGCAUAGAGAUGACUUCUCCGCUGCACGGUUCAGAGGAAUAUGAAAUAUCGGGAUAUAUGAUGGGUAAAACAGAGGGAAAAGGACAAGACUGGCAUGCACACAUUACUGCUGUGACGAUAUCACCUAGGUUCAGGAGAAUAUCGCUUGCAUCGAUGCUAUGUGACACAUUAAAAACCAUAACAGAUAACUCCCCGCAUAAUGUGAACUUUAUUGAUUUAUUUGUGAAAUGCAAUAACCAAUUGGCGAUCAGUUUAUAUGAAAAAUUGGGAUAUUCUGUCUAUAGAAGAGUUGUAGGAUAUUACAACUCGCAAACUGAUCCAAUACCUUCCCGGUCAACAAAACCAAAUGACCUCAAGGAUGCCUUUGACAUGAGACAUGGGAUGGAAAGAGACCAGGGAAAAAGUCUUCGUGCUGAUGGACGGAAACAUAAUUGCUUGCCGAUGGACAUACGGUUUUAA